AUGAUUAUGGACUUUUCAGUACAAAAAACAACUGAGUUAUUCUCAGAUCAUGCAAUUGCUGGCGCUGCCAGUGGAUUUAUAACGAGAUUGUUAUGUCAACCUUUGGAUGUGAUAAAAAUUAGAUUCCAAUUGCAAGUUGAACCAAUUUCAACGUAUCACGUUAGCAAAUAUAAAUCUAUAUCACAAGCUGUUCUGUUAAUUUUAAGAGAAGAAGGACCUACCGCCUUAUGGAAGGGUCACGUACCUGCACAAUUAAUUUCAAUUACCUAUGGAAUGGGUCAGUUUUAUUGUUAUAAUGUGUUUCUAAAAAUGCUGCAACGAGUUCCACAAAUUGAAGAAUGGCAUCACACGAUGCAUUUUGUCGCCGGUGCUGGUGCUAGCUGUGUGGGGACAAUCAUUUCGUUUCCUUUUGACACUAUGAGAACUAGAUUAGUAGCUCAAUCGAAUAAUCAUCGAGUAUACAACGGAAUAUUACAUUCUUGCAAUUCAAUUCUUCGACAAGAAUCGCCGAGAGUCUUCUUUUUCGGUUUGUUACCGACUUUAUUGCAAAUUGCUCCUCACACUGGCCUGCAAUUUACAUUCUAUGAAUUCUUCAAGGAUCUCUAUAAGAGAUACAUCUCUGAUACCGGUUUCUAUAAUUCCAUGUUAUCUGGUAGCGCCGCUGGAUUCAUAGCGAAAACGAUUGUGUACCCUUUCGAUCUCGCUAAAAAGAGAUUGCAGAUACAAGGUUUCCAGCACGGUCGUAAAGAAUUCGGUAAAUUUUUCCAAUGCAACGGAUUACUGGAUUGCUUGAAAGUGACGAUAAAAGAAGAGGGUGUGCAAGGUUUAUUCAAAGGCUUAGUGCCGAGUCAAAUAAAAGCCACUAUUACUACGGCUUUGCAUUUUACUACAUAUGAACAGGUUUUAUUACUAUUAAAGAUGUUGCGGUAAUAGAAAUUCAAAUAAAG
Atta colombica is the source of this 947-nucleotide messenger RNA. RefSeq names its product mitochondrial thiamine pyrophosphate carrier-like. Gene Ontology annotation, biological process: thiamine pyrophosphate transmembrane transport. The transcript is spliced from 4 exons. NCBI's taxonomy places the organism in Eukaryota, Metazoa, Arthropoda, Insecta, Hymenoptera, Formicidae. Gene Ontology annotation, cellular component: mitochondrial inner membrane. The record is from RefSeq and is a predicted model, not a curated record. Gene Ontology annotation, molecular function: thiamine transmembrane transporter activity. Bases 1 to 930 code for a protein of 309 amino acids.